Molecule: messenger RNA, 2262 nt
Organism: Sinocyclocheilus grahami
Lineage: Eukaryota; Metazoa; Chordata; Actinopteri; Cypriniformes; Cyprinidae
Gene: rundc3ab
Product: RUN domain containing 3Ab
Exons: 10
Coding region: 178-1167 (329 amino acids)
Source: RefSeq, a predicted model, not a curated record
GUCUGCGCGUCCUUCAUGCGCAUCCCAGCCUUGUAGUGGGACCCACCUGCAAUAACCUUUCCACUUAAUUAUGUCUUAUGCAUUCGAUCUCAUUGUUGUUUCAUAUGAAGCGCUUCGUCUGUAAAAUUAGUGUGAAUCAUCCUAAAAUGAUUUUGCUGAUCCGGGAAUGCUGAGAUCAUGAUGAGGGAGGGGUCCAGUGGGAUGGAGCAGAGUUGCAUGCAGUCCGCGAUGGCUAUGGGUGCACAGUCCAAGAAAGGCUUCUCCAGGAGUAUCACCGUGGAGAGGAAAAACCUCAUCACAGUUUGUAGGUUUUCGGUGAAGACACUGCUAGAGAAGUACACAGCAGAGCCCAUCGAUGACUCGUCAGAGGAGUUCAUUAACUUCGCUGCUAUUCUGGAACACAUCCUCAGCCACCGCUUUAAAGGCUCUGGCAGCUGGUUUGAUGGUCAGCGUAGUUUUUGGGACUUCAUCCGUCUGGCCUGCAGUAAAGUGCCCAAUAACUGCAUAAGCAGCAUUGAGAACAUGGAGAACAUCAACUCCUCACGAGCAAAGGGCAGAGCAUGGCUACGGGUUGCACUGAUGGAGAAACGGCUGUCUGAAUACAUCGCCACAGCUUUGCGAGAUAGCCGCACCACCAGGAGGUUCUACGAUGAAGGUGCCAUAAUGUUGCGAGAAGAAGCAACUGUUUUGACCGGAAUGCUCAUCGGACUUGGAGCGAUUGACUUUAGUUUCUGUUUGAAAGGGGAGGCUCUGGAUGGGAAGUCUGAGGCUGUUAUUGACUACACUCCAUAUCUGAAAUUUACACAAAGGACAAGUCUGAUUCCAGGCGAAUCUCAUCCCCUCUCUAAGGAUUUGUCAAUUCCUCUUGUUAACCAAUGGCCAUCUCUCCAAAACUACAACAACCAGGAGGACAGGAAACUGUACCACAGGGGUAGUUUUCCAAGCCCGGAACCACAUAUAAGCUUAACUACAGAUUCUCAGAGGACAGAAAGGAAACAUAAUGGAAAAGCCUGGUGCACAGCAGAAAAAGAAUACACUUCCUCUAUGUUAGGCCUGUGUGGUUCUCUGUCCUCUUUACCCAGCUGUAAGUCCCUGCCAAGCCUGAGGUCGACAGAGUGCCUGGUAAACAUCAGCGCAGAGCCCAGUCCUGCUCUAACCCCUAGCUAGGGACCACCAAAUGAGACCAAUACAAGCAGAGAGAAACUGCACUGUCAGCUAAGACAUCCAAUGAUAUUAUGGCUCAGCUGCAGCCUGUGUAACACCUGUUACACUGAUUCUCACAAAAUAAUCAGUGGUAAGAUAUAGCUAGACCUCUUUAGUUAUGGUGAGAGAUAUGUUCCUCACAGACUUAUCCUGUCAGAGCUUUUCAGAUGAGUGUAUCUCUGAAUGUCUUUGCUGUUCAAACCUUUCUCCUGGCUUGUUGUGGUAACCAGUGAAGGCAAACUGUGGACUAUGCACUGACUGACUUGAGACCUGAAACCAGUUUUCAUUACAAUUUCUUGUCUCAAAGCCCAACACAGCUUUCCCACAUUCUGUUGCCCUUUAAAAUCUCUUAUGGGAACAUACAUACAAACAAAACCAUACAGACACUUAUAGCCAGAAAUUAACCAUGAAAAAUGUGUGAAAGAAAGCAUAUUAUAGUUACAAAUUCGUAUUUUGACAUUAUCAUCACUUUAUAUUUUAAAUUCUCACAUUUCAACCAUCUAAACAUCUCUCCUCUGCCAAACAACAUGCAAGAACUAAGAAGAUAAACAAGAAGAUGUGUAUGUCUUUACAGUCUGCUGUACAAUUACAGAGGUAAUAAAAUGAAAGACAUUUCUGGAAUAGCUGCCUUAUUCCUCUUUUCUUGCCUCUUGAAGUAACUUUGAAGAUGGGAUCACUCUGCACAUGAUGGCAGUAUACUAUUGCUAAAUGACUGACAGUGCUGGACGUGAACAAAUGGACCAGUAUAUAUCUGCAUACUGUUGUAUUGUUCUGUAUGUUUGACAUGUAUUUGUCAUCUGUUGUUGCAUCAUUACAAUAUGUCUGCAGUGUGUGGACCACUGUCAUUUUCAGUAUAUUAGCAGAAGAUUUGAAACCGUGCAUUUAUAUAUAUAAAAAUAUCAUAUAAAACUGAUAAGCUAGAUUUCCCCCCUCCAUUGCCAGUGUAAUUGAAAGUCUGUUUGUUUGAGAAUGUGUGUCUGUGUUGUCUUAGACAGCUGUUCACCCUCAAUUAGCAUUAAAUAACUUCAUUCAUCGCACAUUAUUUUGUCAUUUAAAAAG